GCGACAGGGAGGGGGUGGUUCCCAUUCGACCGCGGAGCCGGAUGUUUGCCUGUCUUUGACAGGCGUGGCGGAGGGAGCGGUGCCCCACCACGGGUUCUCUUCAGGUUCUGCAGCGUGAAGCUGUGGGGCAGAGGCUUGGCCAUGGACCCACUCUCAGAGCUGCAGGACGACCUGACUUUGGAUGACACCAGCCAGGCUCUGAACCAGCUGAAGCUAGCCUCCAUUGAUGAGAAAAACUGGCCCUCAGACGAAAUGCCCGACUUUCCCAAGUCAGAUGACUCCAAAAGCAGCUCCCCGGAACCUGUCACACACCUGAAGUGGGAUGACCCUUACUACGACAUUGCCCGGCACCAGAUUGUGGAGGUGGCAGGAGAUGACAAGUAUGGGCGGAAGAUCAUUGUGUUUAGUGCCUGCCGAAUGCCCCCGAGCCACCAGCUGGACCAUAGCAAGCUCCUGGGGUACCUGAAGCACACCCUGGACCAGUAUGUGGAGAGCGACUACACGCUGCUCUACCUGCACCACGGCCUGACCAGCGACAACAAGCCCUCCCUCAGCUGGCUCCGGGACGCCUACCGGGAGUUUGACCGCAAGUACAAGAAGAAUAUCAAGGCUCUGUACAUCGUGCACCCCACCAUGUUCAUCAAGACCCUGCUCAUCCUCUUCAAGCCCAUCAUUAGCUUCAAGUUUGGGCAGAAGAUCUUCUAUGUGAAUUACCUGAGUGAGCUGAGCGAGCAUGUGAAGCUGGAGCAACUGGGGAUCCCUCGCCAAGUGCUCAAGUAUGAUGACUUCCUCAAAUCCACCCAGAAGAGCCCUGCGACAGCCCCCAAGCCCAUGCCACCACGGCCCCCUCUGCCCAACCAGCAGUUCGGGGUCUCGUUGCAGCACCUCCGGGAGAAGAACCCAGAGCAGGAGCCCAUUCCGCUCGUGCUGCGGGAGACCGUUGCCUACCUACAGGCCCACGCUCUCACCACUGAGGGGAUUUUCCGGAGGUCAGCCAACACCCAAGUUGUUCGGGAAGUGCAACAGAAGUACAACAUGGGGCUGCCUGUGGACUUCCACCAGUACAAUGAGUUGCACCUGCCAGCGGUCAUUCUCAAGACCUUCCUCCGGGAGCUUCCUGAGCCCCUGCUCACCUUUGACCUCUACUCCCACGUUGUGGGCUUCCUCAACAUUGACGAGAGCCAGAGAGUGGAGGCGACGCUGCAGGCCUUCCAGAUGCUGCCUGAGGAGAACUACCUGGUGCUGCGCUUCCUCACUGCCUUCCUGGUGCAGAUUUCUGCCCUCUGUGACCAGAACAAGAUGACCAACACUAACCUGGCUGUUGUCUUCGGCCCUAACCUGCUGUGGGCCAAGGAUGCUGCCAUCACCCUCAAGGCCAUUAAUCCCAUCAAUACCUUCACUAAGUUCCUCCUGGAUCAUCAAGGGGAGUUGUUUCAGCCCUGACUCCAAGGGGCUCUGAGCCCAGCCCCUGCCCCACCCGCCCCCUUCUCUGAUAGCCCCGGUUUGGACUCUUCCUCUUGGCUUCAGCCUUACGGGAGCCCAGGGCUCCUGCCCAGAAAGGGGCUGUGAGCCCCCUGGAGACAGAAGCUGGAGCCAGCCAACUGGACAGCUCCUCCUCCCCUUCUGUCCAGCCCACCUCACCAGCCCUGGAGGCCUCGCUGUAACCACAAGACGUUUUUCUUCGCCUUAUACUUCUCACUGCCUCUUUGGAUCCCUGGCUCCUGCCGGGCUCUGCAGAGCUGGCCUUGGCUCUUCAGGCAGGAGGACUGGCCCCAGCAACCGCUUGCUUACCUGCUUUCUCCUGCCUCUUCCCCUGGCAACUGGAGAUGCCAAAAUCACUGCCGGCUGGGCUGGUAGCUGGGGCUGGUCCUCCCCUUCCUGACUGCUGGGGAAUGAAAGGCUGAGCUGGCCUGGGCUGGCCCUGCUGAGACUCCUCCCUGUCUGGAUGAAGGCCUGUUCCUGUCCUCCCCUCUGAUGGCUCAGCCUCUGGUACUUCCACAGUUAACGAAUGACAGCCUGGAGUCCUGUGUCUGCCUUCUCUUCCACACAUCCUGGGUCAGCCUUUCCCAAGUGGUACUGCCCCCAGGGUGUCUUAGCCCCCUGGUUCUGCCAGGACUGGCAGCUUGGAUGACAGGGCUGAGUCCCAGCAUCCAUUCAAAAUAGACACCCCACUCUCACCCCUGAGAGCCCCCUAGUGUCUGGUCAGACCACUGACAAGCAGUCCCCGCCCACUCCACCCCCCAUGCCUUGCCUCCCCUCCCUUCCUACUUGGACAGAUCCUUAGCCACGUCUGUUGUGGAGUCACACUGGUCCCUGCUCUGGCCAGGGGUGACUCAGUGCCUCAGGAUCUGGGGUGGCUCCUUCCUCCAGUUUUGGACUCCUGGAGGGGCUGGGUAGAGACUUUGCUAAUUAGAUUGGCCCCUGCCAGGUAAGUUCUAGCAACCUCCCCCUGGACCCUGAUGAUGAUGGAUAUCCCUCUUUCCAGCUGUCCCUUCCUGGUGAACCACCUUCCUGCAGCCUUGGCCAGAGCCUGUACUGUGGCGGUCCUCACUGACCAGUCCUGCCCCAUCUGUGAGCUGGGUGUGGCCUGGGCCUGACCUCACUGGGCUCUUUUCCCAGGACACUAGCAUGUCAGGAGUCCCAAGGCCUGGUGUGGCUGCUGUCAGUCCCUGUGUCUCCAGGCCAGGCCCAGGCUUCUGCUUUCUGCCUUCCUUCCUUUGUAUCAGGUGUUGCUCAGAGCCCCAUUUACUGGGCAGCCUCGUGGAUCUAUUUGGUCUCUCCCCUGUCCACCCCGCAACUCGUCUUUACCUGGGGGUGGGGGGACUUGGUACUGUGAAUCAAGUGUUCACAUUCACAAUGACUUCCUUGGCACCAAUCAUGUAUUUCACCUUUGCACUUUUUAUAUUUCAAUAAAAAUGGAGAUGGAAAA
Molecule: messenger RNA, 2929 nt
Organism: Eubalaena glacialis (North Atlantic right whale)
Lineage: Eukaryota; Metazoa; Chordata; Mammalia; Artiodactyla; Balaenidae
Gene: ARHGAP1
Product: Rho GTPase activating protein 1
Exons: 13
Coding region: 142-1443 (433 amino acids)
Biological process (GO): small GTPase-mediated signal transduction; negative regulation of endocytic recycling
Cellular component (GO): cytoplasm
Molecular function (GO): GTPase activator activity
Source: RefSeq, a predicted model, not a curated record